Messenger RNA from Boleophthalmus pectinirostris (great blue-spotted mudskipper), 2745 nucleotides. RefSeq lists its product as uncharacterized. Gene Ontology annotation, molecular function: RNA endonuclease activity; protein serine/threonine kinase activity; ATP binding. The transcript has 6 exons. Gene Ontology annotation, cellular component: IRE1-TRAF2-ASK1 complex. Lineage: Eukaryota; Metazoa; Chordata; Actinopteri; Gobiiformes; Gobiidae. Gene Ontology annotation, biological process: IRE1-mediated unfolded protein response; protein phosphorylation; intrinsic apoptotic signaling pathway in response to endoplasmic reticulum stress. The record is from RefSeq and is a predicted model, not a curated record. Bases 56 to 1078 code for a protein of 340 amino acids.
CAAUAGUUUACAUGCAGUUUCCUGCACUACGGAGGAAAUACCUCUUGAGCAGACGAUGGCUAUAACGCCACAUUUACUCCUUCGAUUAAAAGAGAAGAAUGUAGGUAUGGCAGUGCUUCAAACCCUGUAUGUGAUAACACAGAAAACAAGUAAGACCCAGGAAUGGGACGCCACAUUCCUAGAAACAAUAUGCAAAAGUAUAGCUCCUUUUGUAAAGGAGCAGCAGCCCUCUGACAUUAGAGAGUUCACAUAUGGAGUCUUUGCAAACUUACUCCCUCUAAAACAUUCAGUUAAAAUCUUCAGGUCAGUGGGGAUCUGCACUGUGCCUGAAGAUGUUCUGACAUCUGCUGAGAUGAAAAUUUACGACAAGCUCAAAGAGGGGCUGAGGAAACUCAAAGAUCACUUUAACAGAACAAACUCUGAAUGUGAAGACACUUCAGAGGCUCCAGGGUCUGGGAAAAAGAAGAAAAAGAAGAAGAAGAAAAAGAAGGAAAAGUCUGAGAUAAACAGUCAGAAAGAUACAGUUCCUGUUGAGGAAUCCACUUCUAAUGUCCAGCCAUUUUUAUCCAACACUGAAUCUUUGCCAACACGUAAGUGGCUCUCGAUCAGCAGAAGAUGGAAGGAAAAGCUGGAGAAACUCCAGAGCUCUGAACAAAUCUCUCGAAUAGGAAGUAUAGUGUAUGUGAAUGAUGCAGAGUUCCUCAUCGCUAAAGGCAGUGAUGGGACUGAGGUCUUUCUGGGGCUGAGGGAUGAUGGCACUGAAGUGGCCAUUAAGAGGAUGACAAUAACUAACUAUCAAGUGUUGAAGAACGAGGAGGGGUUCCUCCGACUCCCAGAGCUGGACCACCCCUCUAUAGUACGAUACAUUGAUUUUGCAGAGGACCUGAACUUUGGGUAUUUGGCUCUUCAGCUUUGUGAAUACACUCUGGAAGAAUACAUUGAAGAUAUUGACAAGAAUAAAAGGAAAAAACUGGCCCAGCAGUUUCUUGAAGGCUUGUGGGUUCUGCAUAGCUACAAGACUCCAAUUCUACACCGAGAUCUCAAACCUCAAAAUGUGUUGAUUGGUAAGUCAAAAUAGGGAUGAUUUUAUAGGAUAUGUUAGUGAUUCUUGAGAGAUGGGCAAAACAGGUAUUAGAAGAAGAUACCUCCACACUGUCUAAACAUGCAAGUAACAUUUUGCCAAAAAAAACAAAACAAAAAAAAACCUCCAAAAAACAACCUUAAUCAGGCAAAAUUAUAUAUUCAUAAUUUAAAGUCAUUAUAUGUUUUUUCAUUAUAGGUCUUUAUUGUACUAAAACAUGGAAAAGCAUGCAUCCUUUCUCUGAGCAGGCUUGCCUCUCCACUAACCUGACUCUUCUGGACUGUAGGAAGAUUUCCAUGGAGAAUGUUUGGAAAUAUGACUUUGUUUUUCCAUGGAAUCUUGCUGAUUUUCCACCUCCAGAAAAUCACACUGUCACUUUAAGAAGAUGUUCAGGGAAAGUCUAGACUGGCUGAUUUUGGGAUAAGUCGACAGUUACCGAAAGGCCAAACCUCUUGCCGUACACAAGGUGCUGGGACUAAAUUCUGGAUGGCCAGAGAGACUUUAGGCAAAAUAAGGAUCCUGUGCCAUACAAGUCCAGCACAGAUAUGCAGGUGGCAGGAAUGUUGGUUUACUACAUUCUUUCUGGAGGGAAACACCCAUUUGCUCCUGAGUUUGAUUUUGAAUGUGAGGUAAACAUUUAUAAUGGGAAAUACAACAUAAAUCAUAUUCAGGAUGAAGUGGCGAAAGACCUCAUUGAAAUGAUGAUUGACAAAGAACCAAAGAAGAGACCCAAAGUGGAGGAAUGUUUGAGUCAUCCCUUUUUCUGGGAUAAUCCAAAGCGACUUGAGUACCUGAAAGAAAUUGGAAACCGUCCUGAGGUUUCCAACUGUCGGGAUGUUGAAAAUGAAUGUAUUUCUGCAGUGGAAGAAUUUGUUGGCGACGGAUCUUUGAAGGACUGGAAAACAAAAUUCCCAGAAGAUUUGGUUCUGAAAAUGGACAAAAGAGGUUAAACUUAUCCCGAAAAUACAUUGGGACUAUUGCGCUUCAUACGCAAUCUUUAUGUGCAUCAUUCCAAGGAUGCAGCCGAAGUUGAUGUGUUCACGUUGUUUCCAGAUCUUUUUGGUUCCAUUUUUAAAUUUGCCAAAAAACAGGGAUGGAAUUUGGAGACACCCCUGAGAGAGAUGUUUCAAAGUAAGGAGUCCUGAUGUAGAGGAGAAUCCUGCAGCCCCAGUCCAGGAGUCCCAAAGCAGUUAUGUGACUAAAAGUGUUAACAUAUGAUAGUAUGUAAUCUUGCUGAAUUUCAGGUGACAGCAUAAUAUUCUGUAGGGCAUUAAUAUUUAUUAGAGAUGAAGGCAGGUAAAAUUAAUAUUGCUGAAAUGCAGAUUUUUGUUGUAAUACAUUGAGUUCUUGGGUCUGGUUACAAAUAGAAAUGAUCUUUGUUAAUUUACCAUUUGUUUACACCAAAAGCUAUAGAUACAAUUGAUCAGAACAGAGAUUCAGUCAUUUCUAAUCAUCAGAGUUAUGUUUUUUUUUUAAUGGAGGUCUACAGCCAAUCCUCUGUCUGUAGUAGUACUGAGUGAUAGUGACAGCUGAAUUUGAAAGAAGAAAUUUGAUUAGUUUCAAUGUAUGUCAGUGUCAUUGAUCAAAAUCUAUCUCAUUGAUGUUCAGGAAAUUAAUAUAGUAUUUUUUAAUAACUAAUUAAUCAAUAAAAUAUAUGAAUCACU